Molecule: messenger RNA, 1032 nt
Organism: Colletotrichum navitas
Lineage: Eukaryota; Fungi; Ascomycota; Sordariomycetes; Glomerellales; Glomerellaceae
Exons: 6
Coding region: 1-1032 (343 amino acids)
Source: RefSeq, a predicted model, not a curated record
AUGAAACUUCUCUCAAAUUUUCUACUUGCCAGUCCGCUGCUGGCCCAUGCAGUCUUCACAGGCGCCAAUCUGGACCCUGGACAAAUCAACUGGCAGCCUUGUUCCGAGUUCAACAGCACUGAGCUGAUCCAAUGUGCACACUUGACAAUCCCGCUAGAUUACACCGAACUAGAGUCAAAUAAGACGCUCCAGCUCCAGCUUCUCCGGGUCCCUGCCCUUCGCCAACCCUCAAAGGGCAGCAUCUUGUUCAACUUUGGCGGGCCUAGUGUUGCCGGACGGCCGUCCUUAGCUUCGUCGGGUGAAUUCUUUCGCAAGCAAUCAUACCAGUCCCCUCCGCGCGCCACUAGCGAGCAUCACGAUCUCGUCACAUUUGACCCUCGUGGUACUGGAAACACGCUGCCCUUCUCAUGCUUCGAAGAUGAGCAGGAAAAGCUCUCCUACUUCAUGAAGAACCCCAAAUCGUCCGACAAGACGCUUGCCAGGUUGUGGGCUACAGCCAAGCUCUUUGCAGACAAGUGCUACGAGCGCAACAAAGAGAUUGGAGGGCUUGUCGGGAGCGCUUUCGUCGCCAGGGACUUGAUGAAGAUCGUUGAUGCUCUUGGAAAAGACGGUUUGUUGAGGUACUGGGGCGGUUCGGAUGGAAUGCUUUUGGGGCAAACGGCCGCGGCAAUGUUUCCUGGGAGAAUCGACAGAAUGGUGCUCGACGGGGACCUCAAUCCUCACGAAUACUACCGAGGCCACGAUUACGAGCAGUGGACCGACUCGGACAAGACCUUCAGCGCCGUAUUCCAAUCCUGUGUCGCGAACCCAUCCGUUUGCCCGCUUGCCCAGCGCCAUCCGAAUCAGACAGCAGCUCAGCUUGAGGACACAAUCUAUACCCUCAUUGACGAUCUUAACGACCGCCCCAUCCCCUUCAACAGCCUCUUAUCGACUACGGCUACGUCAAAACUGGCGUCAUGGCGGCUCUCUACAGCCCGAAUCUCUGGUCCCUCCUGGAUGUUGACUUCGACUCCCUCAUAUCUCGGGACCUGA